Messenger RNA from Rotaria sordida, 864 nucleotides. NCBI's taxonomy places the organism in Eukaryota, Metazoa, Rotifera, Eurotatoria, Philodinida, Philodinidae. The record is from the annotation of a GenBank genome assembly.
AUGCAUCCUGAUAUUUUAACUGGUCGACGAAAAAUUCGGCCAGUAGAAUCGAUUCCAGGAAUAUUGGAAGGAUGGCAGUUGACGUUUGACUUACGUGGUAUUCCAGCGGUUGAACCAUGCUUUGGAAAUAUUAAAGAAAAUCCUGAUUCUGAAAUUCAUGGUGUACUACAUAAGAUGACUAGUAAAGAAUUUAGACAUUUAAUGGCAACUGAAGGAGGAAGUGGAAUAGAUGCAAAUGGAUAUAUACCGAAAAAAGUCAAUGUGCAUGCUUAUGAUGGUCGUAUAAUUGAAGCCUAUGUAUUAGUAGUUCGUCAGACAAGUCCAGCUAUAUUAUAUCAUCAUGCAGUGCCUAGUCAUCGUUAUAUUGGUCUUCUACGUAAUGGUGCAACACACUAUAAUAUUCAUCCAUUAUACAUUGAAUAUUUACAAUCUUUACCUUCGAUUGAACGUAACAAACCUGUCAUGAUAUUAGUUACUAUUGAAAUAUUAUUACUAACUACAUUGUUGUCACCUAUUUGGAUUCCUGGAAUAAUUUAUUACGUAUGUACGAAUCAAAAGGCACAUGCUCGAUCAUUCUUUUUUACACUGAUGAUGACCAAUUUAUGGCGCAUCUAUCGUUUUUUUGGCAGAAAGAGAGUUAUUCAACCUUAUUAUUCUGCAUCGUUUCCUCGAGGAAGUACACAUUUCAAAGCAAAUACAGAGACCUUUCGUGCUGAAGUACAGAUCGAUGAGCAAACGUUACCAGAUACUGUAUCAGAUAUUUCAUCAGAACCGAUUUUAUCUUCAACAUCUCCUUCACUAAUCAAACAACGAAAGAUUAAUCAAAUUUUGGCUGAAGAAGCUGAACAGCAGUAUGAUGAAUAA